Molecule: messenger RNA, 2359 nt
Organism: Xenia sp. Carnegie-2017
Lineage: Eukaryota; Metazoa; Cnidaria; Anthozoa; Malacalcyonacea; Xeniidae
Product: polyadenylate-binding protein 4-like
Exons: 7
Coding region: 392-1906 (504 amino acids)
Cellular component (GO): ribonucleoprotein complex
Molecular function (GO): RNA binding
Source: RefSeq, a predicted model, not a curated record
UUCAUAUAUACACGUUGUAUGUGUGUGCCAUAUUGAUUGACCAUGAUAUUGACCAAUCAAUGCGAAUAAUUUUUAACAUAGGGGAUGCCAUGCCAAUAUUUAAGGGACUCACUUCUUGAUUUACUUCCCUUGCAAAUUUUCGGCCAUUCACGCGUUGUCAUUUUUACGUUAGCGUCAUUUAUUUAGGACAAAUCGUUGAAUUUAAAAGAAAAACAAACCAAAAAAACUAUAAAAUAUUAAAAUUGUUAGCCACGACUAACAGAAAUUUAAAACAAACCAAAAAAAUCGAAAAAUUGUUUAAAAAAGGAAAAAAAAGUACAAAUUGUAUCAACCUCAACGUUAACGUGUUGAAAGUCGAAAAGUAAAAGCCAACCCACAAUUUAUCAAAAAGAUGAACGCUACAGCUCCGAAUAACUAUCCCAUGGCUACGCUUUAUGUUGGAGAUUUGGCUCCUGAUGUCAACGAAGCCGUUCUCUUCGACAAAUUCAGUGCAACCGGUCCUGUUGUGUCGAUUCGUGUCUGUCGUGAUUUGGCAACGCGUCGCUCUUUGGGCUAUGCUUAUGUCAACUUCCAGCAAUCGGCAGAUGCCGAAAGAGCGUUGGAUACCAUGAAUUUUGAACCUAUCAAAGGACGGCCAUGUCGUAUUAUGUGGUGUCAGAGAGAUCCUUCUUUGCGCCGAUCUGGUGUUGGAAAUAUCUUCAUAAAAAAUUUGGAUAAAGGGAUCGACAACAAGGCUCUGUACGACACUUUUAGUGCUUUUGGUAACAUCCUUUCAUGCAAAAUUGCGUUGGAUGAGAAUGAAGUUUCUAAGGGCUUUGGUUAUGUCCAUUUCGAGACACAAGAAGCGGCUGAUGAAGCUAUCGAGAAAGUCAACGGCAUGUUGCUGAAUGACAAGAAAGUGUUUGUCGGUAAAUGGAUGUCUCGCAAGGAACGUAUAGAUCAGCUAGGUGAUGCGCCAAGAAAAUUCACCAAUGUUUAUGUCAAGAAUUUUGGUGAGGAUUUCUCAGAUGAAGACAUGAAGAAUCUUUUUGAAAAGUUUGGUGAGAUCCAAAGCAUGAAAGUGAUGCGAACUGAAGAUGGCAAAAGCAGAGGCUUUGGCUUUGUCAGUUAUGCAGAACCAGAACAUGCUAGUAAGGCUGUUGAAGAAAUAAAUGAUAAAGAGGUGAAUGGUAGGAUAUUAUAUUGUGGACGUGCUCAGAAGAAGUCUGAAAGACAGGCAGAAUUAAGGCGACGCUUCCAGCAACAGAAGAUGGAAAGGAAUAUUCAAUUUCAAGGGGUUAACUUAUACAUUAAGAACCUCGAGGAAUCCAUUGAUGAUACACGUCUGAGGAAAGAAUUUGAAAGCUAUGGAACAAUUACAAGUGCAAAAGUGAUGAGAGAUGAAAAAGGCAACUCCAAAGGUUUUGGGUUUGUUUGCUUCCAGUCACCUGAGGAAGCCACAAAGGCUGUUACAGAAAAAAAUGGUCAGAUUGUGAUGACUAAACCACUUUAUGUUGCUCUUGCACAACGUAAAGAAGAGCGUCAGGCACAGCUAGCUGCCCAGCACAUGCAACGUGUUGGUAGGAUGAUUCCUCAAGGGACUCAACCAGUUGGUCAAAUGUUUACUGGUGGAUUUUAUCCUGCCAUGGCACCAUUUCCAACUGGCCAACGACCAGCCUUCCUGCCUGCCCAAGUUCCUCGUCCUAGAUUCUCUAAUCAAGGUGUGCGUGGCACUCCAGGAUAUCCUGGUGCAAUGAUGACUCGUCCUCGAAUGCCUAGAGCUCCACCACGUCCAAUUAACCAACAGCAGUCACGUAUUGCUCCCGGUGGUGGUGCCAACAUGGCUGGCUUAAGUGGACAGCGAGCUCCAUCUGCAUCAGGCACACGCAACCAAAAGUAUAGCCUGCCAUUAAUCAAGCUGGUGUAGGACAAGCUCAGGGUAAUGCAACUGCUGCAAGUGCUAGUAUUGCUAUUUCUGGACCAGAUGUAUUGAACCCAACUGUUUUAGCUCAAGCAUCUAUUGCAGAUCAAAAGCAGAUGUUAGGAGAGCGCCUCUUUCCACUCAUUCAACAAACCCAUCCAGAUCUUGCUGGUAAGAUCACAGGCAUGCUGUUGGAGAUUGACAAUAGUGAAUUGCUUCACAUGUUGGAAUUCCGUGAUGCUCUUGCUGCAAAGGUUGAAGAAGCUGUUUCUGUCCUUCAAGCUCAUCAAGCCAGAGAGCAGUCUGCACAGGAAACUAAGAAAUAAGAAUUGGGAAAAAUGAUUCUAGAAAAUUACAUGGACAUGACGUUUUGUUUUCUUUGCAUUUUACUCGUACAUUACUGUUAUUUUGAAUUUCUUCUUGUUAAAGGAAUUUCUUACAGUAAAUUACAUUCUUCAA